Messenger RNA from Alligator sinensis (Chinese alligator), 2244 nucleotides. It is a transcript of the gene TCEA1, whose product is annotated as transcription elongation factor A1. Gene Ontology annotation, molecular function: zinc ion binding; nucleic acid binding. The transcript is spliced from 11 exons. Lineage: Eukaryota; Metazoa; Chordata; Crocodylia; Alligatoridae. Gene Ontology annotation, biological process: DNA-templated transcription; transcription elongation by RNA polymerase II; positive regulation of transcription by RNA polymerase II. Gene Ontology annotation, cellular component: nucleus. The coding region runs from base 233 to 1000 and encodes 255 amino acids. The record is from RefSeq and is a predicted model, not a curated record.
UCAUCCGCAUCGCCAAGAAGAUGGACAAGAUGGUGCAGAAGAAGAACGCGGCUGGAGCUCUGGAUUUAUUAAAGGAGCUUAAGAAUAUUCCCAUGACUCUUGAGUUGUUACAGGGACCUCUCCCACAAGAGCCUGUUGAGACCUGUGCUCUCCCUCUAUCAGCAGGUGCUAUAGAGGAGGUACUAAGGAGUUUCAGAGGAAAAGUGUUUUACUCAAGUCCACAAGAAUUGGAAUGUCAGUGAAUGCAAUACGCAAGCAAAGUACAGAUGAAGAAGUUACAUCUUUAGCAAAGUCUCUCAUCAAAUCAUGGAAGAAGUUAUUAGAUGGACCUUCAACUGAUAAAGAUUCUGAAGAAAAGAAAAAAGAGCCUGCGUCCUCAUCACAGAAUAGCCCUGAAGCAAGGGAAGAAAGCAGUUCCAGUAGCAACAACAGCAGCAGGAAGGAAGAGACUAAUACUCCCUCAAAUUCCUUCAUCCAUUCUCAUCCUCGGGCUCCAGUCACUACAGAUUCUGUUCGAAUGAAGUGUAGAGAAAUGCUCGCUGCAGCUCUCAAAACGGGAGGUGAUUACAUUGCUAUUGGUGCUGAUGAGGAAGAACUGGGUUCUCAGAUUGAAGAAGCUAUAUUUCAAGAAUUAAACAACACUGACAUGAAAUACAAAAAUAGGGUACGAAGUAGGAUAGCAAAUCUCAAGGAUCCGAAGAAUCCUAAUCUAAGAAAAAAUGUCUUAUGUGGAAAUAUACCUCCAGACAUGUUUGCAAAAAUGACAGCUGAGGAAAUGGCAAGUGAUGAACUUAAAGAGAUGCGUAAAAAUCUGACCAAAGAAGCUAUCCGAGAACACCAGAUGGCUAAGACUGGAGGCACCCAGACUGACUUGUUCACAUGUGGCAAGUGUAAAAAGAAGAAUUGUACUUACACACAGGUUCAAACACGUAGCGCUGAUGAACCGAUGACAACAUUUGUUGUCUGUAAUGAAUGUGGAAACAGAUGGAAGUUCUGUUAGAAGAAGAAACUCAAGACAUCUGGACCAGUAUGAAAGCGGAUUUUGUAAUUAGCUUUAAGAACUAGGCCAAGCAUCUAGCUUCCUGCAAAUAAGACUUUUUGUUUUGUUUUUUUAAGCAGCAUACAUCUUUGGAGUUAGCCUUUGUUUUCGACACCACCAUCACUUUAAAUGCCUUCCUGUAGUUACUAGUCAGUAGGGCCAGGUUGCUCAGUUGUAUGGUGUAUGUUAAAAAUAUUUUUUUUCAUUUUUAUAAGUAAGUUGACAUUAAACUUUUAUUGAUAAACUUCUGAUAACUGGUUUGUGUUUUCUUAACUCUGUGAAUAAUGUACCAUAUAUUUUUUACAAUCUGUACCACACCCAACAGAAAUACCCAACCUUUCUUCCUUUGUUAAAAAUGAAAUUGAAUUUGUUUCUUAUUGGCAUAUUCCUAAUGAUUUUGUGGAGAAAAAGGAAAGCUAACCUUUGUUUCAAUUAUAUUGGACCUAAUGUGAUAUACUUGCAAAUGGUUGGCAAUCUGGUGUGUACAUUAUUUAAAAAAAAAAAAAAAAUUAUAAAAUAGUAGUUGAAGUCUGUUUGUGAAGUUUGGAACUUUAUGGACCUCUUCUGUUUAUUUAUAUAACUUCUGUUGCAAUGGUUGGAUAAGUUUUGCUUAUGUAAUCUGUAUCGAUCAGUUCAAUUUAUUAUACUGCCCUAAAGCUUGUAUAUUACUUAUCAGCACUAGAUUUUCAUUCUAGAGAAAUGAUUUAAAUAGUUUGUUGAAUGUGAUCUGACUGUUUUGGUUUGAUACCUGAAUUCAUUUUAGCCUUUUGUAGGUGAGUAAAUGAUUCUUGUGAUGGGCUGCUAUCAUGACAGUAGGUAAACAAAUUUAUCCAAAGCUAAACUGGCUGGAGAAUUAAUGAGUCUUCAUCAGUUCAGACAUAUUAACUUAAAUUUGGUAUGCAGAAUAAAUAAUGUCAGUAAUCAUCAAACCAGAUGCCAGAAUAAGUAAAUAACGGUCUUUUGCUACUCAGGUUGAUAGAUUGUCUUGUAAAAAUAUAUUUUCUGAAAACACACCUUUUUUAAAACAAUUUUUAAAUGCCAUGGAACAAAACUAGUCUCAGUAUUUUACAAUAUUAUUUCAUUAUGCCGGUCUUUGUAUUAUCUGUUAUGUAUGUAAGCCUGAGGUGUGGAGGAGGUCUGUCCUAGCAGUGGCUGAGGAAUGUGUGGGUAGCAAUUGGAGAAUAAAUUACUUUGGAAUAGGUAAA